This is a messenger RNA of Gastrolobium bilobum, 2526 nucleotides long. Its product is annotated as pentatricopeptide repeat-containing protein At4g16390, chloroplastic-like. Gene Ontology annotation, molecular function: protein binding. The transcript has a single exon. NCBI's taxonomy places the organism in Eukaryota, Viridiplantae, Streptophyta, Magnoliopsida, Fabales, Fabaceae. The coding region runs from base 144 to 2279 and encodes 711 amino acids. Gene Ontology annotation, cellular component: chloroplast. The record is from RefSeq and is a predicted model, not a curated record.
AGGAGAAAAUGAAAAAAAAAAGGAAAAAGAAAAGAAAAGAAAAGAAAAAAACAGAAUAGUUUGUAUCUUUUCCAAGCCAUAUCCAAAUUUUUUAACAGUGAGACUUGGCUAUUCAGCGUUGGGUAUUCACAGAGAAAGGGAAAAUGGCUCAGGCUUACCCUCUUUGUUCUUCUCCCUCUUCUGGCUUCCAUGAAUGCAAAUCCAUAACCACCACUUCUAUCUCUUUCUCUUAUUCUUCGCGCAAUUUCAUUUUACCGAACUUCCCUUCUUCUUCCUACAAAUUCUGUUCUCAAUCCAAAACCUUGACCCACUUAUCCUUACAAGACUCUAUUGUUCUAGAAGAUGCAAAACUUGAGGACCCAGAUGCAAAGUCUUCAUCUUUAUCGAAAACUCACAUCUGGGUCAAUCCCAGAAGCCCCAGAGGCAAACUGCUUCUGAAGAAAAUUAAUGAUGGCAGCUCACCUCUCGUGAAACUAGCCAAGUCUAUGGAUUCGUGCGAUCCCAGCGAGCAACACGUCUCUGAAAUCCUGAAGGGUUUAGGGGACAAAGUUUUAGAAAGUGAUGCUGUGGGUAUUCUCGAUAACAUGGUGAAUCCCGAUACUGCGUUGCUUGCUGUUGAAUACUUCAAGCGGAAGAUUAAACCCACUAAGCACGUUAUUCUUUAUAAUGUGACCCUGAAGCUUUUUAGGAAGAUUGGGGAUUUUGAAGGAGCCGAGAAGCUGUUUGAUGAAAUGCUUCAAAGUGGGGUCAAGCCUAAUCUCAUUACGUUUUCAACUAUUAUUAGCUGUGCUGCCACGUGUUCUUUGCCACAUGAGGCUGUUAGGUGGUUUGAGAAGAUGCCCUCCUUCGGGUGUGAACCGGAUAACAACUUAAGCUCAUCUAUGAUAUAUGCUUAUGCACGUAUUGGUAAUGUUGAUGUGGCUUUGAACCUAUAUGAUCGUGCAAAGAGAGAGAAAUGGCAUGUUGAUAGGGUAGCAUUCUCAACAUUGAUUAAGAUGUAUGGGAUGUCAGGAAAUUAUGAUGGAUGCUUAAAUGUUUACAAAGAUAUGAAGGUUCUUGGUGGCAAGCCUAAUAUGGUAACAUAUAACACUCUGUUGUAUGCCAUGGCAAGAGCUAAAAGGGCCCGGCAGGCCAAGACUAUAUAUGAGGAGAUGAUAAAAAAUGGGUUUUCACCAAAUUGGGCAACCUAUGCAGCUCUUUUACAAGCCUAUUGUAGAGCACGAUGUAGUGAAGAUGCUCUGAGUGUUUAUAAGGAAAUGAAGGAAAAGGGAAAGGAUAUGACUACAGUCCUCUAUAACUUGCUCUUUGACAUGUGUGCUGAUGUUGGCUUCGCAGAUAAAGGUGUUGAAAUUUUUGAAGACAUGAAAAGUUCUUGGACUUGCCGGCCAGACAGGAUUACAUACUCAUCCUUGAUUAACAUGUAUUCCUGCAUUGGGAAAGUUUCAGAGGCAGAAGCAAUGUUGAAUGAAAUGAUCAAUUGUGGGUUUGAGCCUAAUAUUUUUGUUCUGACAUCACUUGUCCAGAUGUAUGGAAAAGCCAAGCGAACUGAUGAUGUUGUGAAGAUAUUUAAUCAACUCUUGGAUUUGGGCAUCAGUCCUGAUGAUCGCUUCUGUGAUUGUCUUCUGAAUGUUAUGACUCAAAUACCAAAAGAAGAACUUGGUAAGAUAACAGAUUGCAUUGAGAAGGCUAAUCCAAAGGUUGGUUCUUUGGUAAGAUAUUUUGUGGAAGAGCGAGAGGGUGAUGGAGAUUUUAGAAAGGAAGCAUCAGAACUUUUUAAAUCAAUUGAUGAUGAUGUAAAGAAGUCCUUUUGCAAUUGUCUAAUUGAUCUUUGUAUCAAUUCCAAUGUGCCGAACAGAGCACUUGACCUUCUGGACCUGGGGCUGAAGCUUGGGAUAUAUACAGAUAUACAGUCCAGGUCUCAAACAAAGUGGUCUUUGCAUCUAAAGAAACUUUCGUUUGGAGCUGCUCUUACUGCCUUACAUGCUUGGAUAAAUGACUUGUCUAAGGCUGUAGAAUCAGGGGAGGAGCUUCCAACGGUACUUGAAAUCAAUACUGGGCAUGGAAAACACAAGUUUUCAAAUAAAGGUUUUGCUAGUGUAUUUGAAUCACAUCUGAAGGAACUUAAUGCUCCAUUCCAUGAGGCUACUGAUAAGCCUGGUUGGUUUUUCACUACAAAUGUAGCAGCCAAGUCAUGGCUGCAGUCUAGGAGUUCAACUGAAAUAGUUGUUGGUUCGAACUCCAGCAUUUUAGGUGUUCCAAGAAUGACUCUUCCUCAUUGAUAAUGUUGUUUUAGGCAACUUUGUGCCAUGUAGGAUGUAGCUUUUAUGCAUUUUCCUUUACCUUGUGAGGAAAUUUUGGGUAGAUUCAGAAAAUAAUAUAUGUUUUAUUUUGGAUGUCUUAUAUUAGGAAUGAAGGCCUGAUACUAGUAUCUAGUGUAAUGGCUAGCUGUUCAGUGAUCUAGGAAGGUGUGAAUUUCUUCCAAAUUAUAUUACGUGCGCAACUCAGUUUUUUUUUUUUUUUUUUUAA